Molecule: messenger RNA, 1206 nt
Organism: Aspergillus wentii DTO 134E9
Lineage: Eukaryota; Fungi; Ascomycota; Eurotiomycetes; Eurotiales; Aspergillaceae
Exons: 2
Coding region: 1-1206 (401 amino acids)
Source: RefSeq, a predicted model, not a curated record
AUGGCCUCAUCACCUUAUUCCGACGAAAUCGUGGAGGAUAACUACUAUGAUCCUUGGUUACUCGAGGACCAUCCUCUCCGAUCAUACCCUACAGAGUGCUGCCCCGGAUUGCUCAUGUAUCUUCAAACCUGGUACGCCGCCGUGAGGAAGAACUGGGGCGAGCGUAUCUUUCGAGUGGUUUGUCUUUUAGUGGCACUCCAAUUCCUAGCAAUUCUACCAUAUGGAAUCACCUAUCUCAUCCCCAAAUCGAACUGGGACCAAUUCGAAGAACAAACCUACGUCGCCCGUUGGCCAGCCGAAUUAGAAUCUGGCGAUGGCCAAAGUACUUGUCUCUCGGUCAACCCGAGAGCUCAUGCUGGUGCCAUCCAGCAAUCCAUCGCCGCUGGCUGUACAGGAGCCAGAGCCAGUGCUUGGCUACACAGUGAUGAGCUGCUCGUGGGGAGCUCCCUUUCACGCCUGGACGCGAGACAUAAUCUAAACAGUCUAUACCUCGAACCACUCCUUGAGAAGCUGGAGACUAGGAAGGCGAAUGGACUGGAUGCAGAGGGUGGUUUAUUCGAGGACCCCGCCCAGUCCUAUCUCUUGAUGGUGGAUAUCAAGUCCUCCAUUGAGGCGGUGUGGCCGCACCUCAUGUCGCAGCUUGCGACACUGCGACAAAAAGGAUACCUGUCGCACAUGAAAGACAACGAGUUUGUUACCAAGCCGGUGACUGUCGUUGUCACUGGAAGAGCUAUCUCAGAACUCGAAGGGCUGGAAAACGCCCAUAACGAUAUCUUCUUUGAUGCCUCGCUGGACGAUCUCGUGCUGAGUGAUUCCCAAUCGGACUUGCUGGAACGCGACAGCAAUGACGCUGAUGAGUCGAAACGGGCACCUGUCCAGACGCAGGAAAACCAGCCAUCCACCCAACAGGGCUUCUACAGCGCUACCGCCAACUUUAUCACCACCGUUGGGUUCCCACACCAAGGCCGAUUCUCUCGACAGCAGAUCGAGUUGAUCCGGGCGCAGGUGCAGGCGGCACGUCAGAGGGGCUUCAAGUUGCGGUAUGAGGGGAUUCCGCGACGAAAGGGCAAGAUGCGGGAUCUGAUCUGGCAUGUGCUGGCACGGGAAGGAGCGGAUCUGAUUGAGGUGGACUGGAAUGCAAAUGGCAAAGGAUGGUGGCGGCUGUUCACGACUGGGACCGGCUCUGGGGGGAAAUAUGUAUUAUGA